This is a messenger RNA of Phodopus roborovskii (desert hamster), 4410 nucleotides long. It is a transcript of the gene Fgd3, whose product is annotated as FYVE, RhoGEF and PH domain containing 3. The transcript is spliced from 18 exons. Gene Ontology annotation, biological process: cytoskeleton organization; filopodium assembly. Gene Ontology annotation, cellular component: cytoplasm. NCBI's taxonomy places the organism in Eukaryota, Metazoa, Chordata, Mammalia, Rodentia, Cricetidae. The record is from RefSeq and is a predicted model, not a curated record. Gene Ontology annotation, molecular function: guanyl-nucleotide exchange factor activity; metal ion binding. Bases 278 to 2473 code for a protein of 731 amino acids.
CAGGGACUAUCUGAGAGAGCGUGGGAGAGAGCCAGCAUGUGCAUCGAGCUACCAAGUAUCCAGUGUAGGAACAGUUACUUUCUGAACAGCUCCACUUGCAAUGUUCUGGGCAAGAGAUUUUCAAUAGGCGGUUCUAGUCUCUGCUGGGCAACCCCAGAGUCCAGGAGGAAGCAGGCGCCUGCCCGUCAAUCUCUGUCAGCCUCAUUGUGCAACAGCAUUGGUUAACAGGAAGUCCCUGGCCAGCCUCCUAGCAGAGCCAGUGAGUCUGGCUGAGAAGAUGGAGUUGGGUAGAAGCUCCUCAACUCCCCGAGAAACUGUUGCCCCUCUUGGGGUACGUGGGGCUGGGCCCAGAAGCUCUUCACUGGGGAAGCUUCAAGCACUUCCCAUUGUGCCAGGUGCCCACCUAGGGGCUCCUGGCAGCCCAGCUUCAGCAGGAGACAGUUCCUUGGGGGAGCCGACUGGUGCCAUGAAGGUCCCAAACAGGGACAGUGGGAUUGACAGCCCAUCAUCCAGUGUGGCCAGUGAGAACUUCCCCUGUGAAGAGGGCAGUGAGGGCUCCCCAGGCCCUGCCAUACUGGGGCUACACCCUGAGGCAGGUGUGGACAGCCAGGUCCUACAAGACACCUGCCAGGAGGAAGAGGAUAGUGGUGUGGGUGAGGAGCCCGACCCUAAGACCACCCCUUCCAGGCCAGAGGAGAAUGUCGGCUUGACUCAGUGCUCUGACCCACAGAAGCGGCUACACAUCGCCCAGGAACUCCUGAACACAGAAGAAGCCUACGUGAGGCGGUUACACUUGCUGGACCAGGUUUUCUGCACCAAGCUGACUGAAGCAGGGAUCCCUCCAGAAGUCAUCACUGGCAUUUUCUCCAACAUCUCUUCCAUCUACCGUUUCCAUGGGCAGUUCCUCCUGCCCGAGCUGCAGAAGAGAAUCACAGAGGAGUGGGACACAAACCCUCGGCUUGGAGACAUCCUGCAGAAACUGGCCCCAUUCCUGAAGAUGUAUGGCGAGUAUGUCAAGAACUUUGACAGGGCAAUGGGGCUGGUGAGCACAUGGACCCAGCGUUCUCCGCAGUUUAAGGAUGUCAUCCACAGCAUCCAGAAGCAGGAGGUGUGUGGGAACUUGACGCUGCAGCAUCACAUGCUGGAGCCUGUGCAGAGGGUCCCCCGCUAUGAGCUGCUGCUCAAAGACUACCUGAAGAGGCUCCCCAGGGAUGCCCCAGACCGCAAGGAUGCUGAGAGGUCCCUGGAGCUCAUCUCCACAGCUGCUGACCACUCCAACGCUGCCAUCAGGAAGAUGGAGAAAAUGCACAAGCUCCUGGAGGUGUAUGAGCAGCUGGGUGGGGAAGAAGACAUCGUUAACCCAGCCAAUGAGUUGAUCAAGGAGGGCAACAUCCAGAAAUUGUCUGCCAAGAAUGGCACCAUGCAGGACCGGCACCUCUUCUUGUUCAACAAUGUGAUGCUCUACUGUGUACCCAAACUAAGGCUCAUGGGCCAGAAGUUCAGUGUACGGGAGAAAAUGGACAUCUCUGACCUCCAGGUGCAGGAUAUUGUGAAACCAAAUGCAGCACACACAUUCAUCAUAACAGGAAGAAAAAGGUCCCUGGAGCUUCAGACUCGGACAGAAGAGGAGAAGAAAGAAUGGAUUCAGGUUAUUCAGGCCACUGUGGAGAAGCACAAACAGAAGACUGAGACCUUCAGGGCCUUCAGCGGUGCCUGCAGCCAAGAUGAGGAGCCCAGCCUGUCUCCAGACCAGCCUAUCAUGAGUGCCAGCUCUGUGGAAACUGCAGGGGUAGCCGACAGCAAUGGGGGUACUGCAGGGGUCGAGUCCAGAAAGUUGUCCUCUAAAACAAGACGUGACAAAGAGAAGCCUGGAUGUAAGAGCUGUGGUGAGACCUUCAACUCCAUCACCAAGAGGAGGCAUCGCUGCAAGCUGUGUGGACAGGUCAUCUGUAGGAAGUGCUCAGAGUUCAAGGCUGAGAACAGUAAGCAGAGCCGUGUCUGCCGAGAGUGUUUCCUGGAAGAACCCUUGGUCCCCGCAAACCCCACAGAGACUCCCACAGAGCUCAAACAGAAUGCAGAGAAGCCUCCCUCUGUGGAUCCUCGGCCUAGCCUGGUCUGUGGCACCCUGCGUCUGUCUGACAAUGGUACAGCCUGGUGUGAAGUAUGGGCAGACAUCCCUGAGUCAGACCCCCAGGUGCUAGUCCUGAUGGCUGGCAGCCAGGCUGGCAGACUGCUGCAUACCAUCCCACUCUCUGGCUGUACUAUAACAGUGCCCGACCCUGAAGAGGGCCUGGAGGCAGAGUAUGUGUGGAAGCUGCAUCGGGGCCUGCAGACCUGGUGGCUGAGUGCCCCCUCCACAAAGCUUCAGCACUGCUGGCUGGAAGCUCUGAACACUGCUGCCCGUGAGGACACAGCUGGGGACGGACCAGGUGCCUCGAAGCCCCAAGCCUCAGCAAGCACAGACACUCCAUGAGCAGAGCCUCCUCCUGUUCUUUCCACUAUUGUGUUUGACCUGUGUUCUUUUCGGGUGACCUUAGAAGUCACGUGAGGGAAUGAAGGACUCCUGGGACCACUGAGGAUGGACUGAUAGCCCAGAGGAGAGUAGCAGUGGGUCCAAGACCACUCAGCAAGUCUUGGGCUUCUGACUCCAGCCCCAUCAUUGUGGUCAGAGCAGGGGAGGAUGGCCACUGCAAAGCAAAUGCCAUCUGAGCAGGCUGACUGGUAAUACCAGCCCUCAAAGGCACAAGGAGGCCAGGUGGGCACUGCCCAGGGGUGAGCGUGUCUAACCUGGUGUGAUGUCACUCUGGGGAAGGCAGAGAUGCGGGUAGCCUGACCUGUAUCCACUGUGUGAGCUGGACCAUGACCUGGGCUCCACCCCCUCUGGGCUUCACUUGCAUACUCUGCCCUCUCCUGAAGCAUUAUUGCUCAUCUCCUAUUCCUGCAGAGCCCUUGAAGGAAAAGGAGUGAGGGCCUUCUUAUCCUACCAGCCACACUCAGAGACUGGGGAGGCUGGCUCUCACCCCUGUGUGGCAGGUUUAAGAAAUUUCAGGCUGGCUCCUCUGUGGGCAUGUGCCACGCUUGUCAGCAUAACUAAAUGCUGGCAGUCAGCCUCAAGACCUUCAAACCCACUCUUCCCAGGAUUCCCCUCAAGGCAGGUGGCUAGAAGAGGGACGGUAGGUAAAGGUAACAAAAUGGCAUGGGCCACACACUUGUCUGGGAGAGCAGUUCUGUAUCCCAGAUGCUGUAGUGAGUGGGUGAGUAAGCCAUACGGCAGGGUGGGGAUCAAGAUGUGGGGAUGUGACAAAGGUCAUGGGGCUCAGGGUGUGGCCUCUCUAGGAGUAGGACAUUUAGAGAAUAAUGAUGGAGUUUUUGUCCUUCAGGAUUGCAGCCCACCAGCAUCAGCACAGCACUGUGUGGAGAUAACUGGGCAGGUAUAAGGGCAACAACCUGGAGCGGAGAGGGGAUGUAGAGCCAGCAGUGAGGGCCGGGUACAGGGAACACUGGGAGGCUCAGAUGAGGUGGGGCCUCACGUGAUGUGGGGGCCCAGGUAAGGCAGGAUGGCGGUAAAGUGGGUGGAGCAGAAGUGAGGUGGACGGGAUACAGGUGAGGUGUGAGAACACAGCUGAGUCUACGUAAGAACCAGCUGGAUGGGCAUGGUUGCCUGGGGAUUGCUUGCAAACAGCUGGUCCUCUGCCUUACACUCUCCCUGCUGAACUGAAUGUCCCAGUCCACCCCGAGGAGAGAAAACAGCAAAACAAACAGAACUCUUCUAUACUAGGAGGAAUGGGGCCAGGGUCUUUUAGCUACUACUGAGUAAACGUAGCAAAGUCCUUCCUACCCAGCUCCGCAUGGGGCAGUGGUGAAGGUGGUCCACAUGCAACAGCAAACCAAGGGGGCACCUUCCUUGGCUGGCACACACUUCGUGGCAGGCACACCAGAUGGACACAAGCGCUCGGCCUCCUGACAUCCUCUGCUGCUUCCUUCUGCUUGCAGAAGUUCUGGCCUUUGCGUUUCAAGGAUUCCAAGUGUCCAUCCUCUGAGGAAUCAGAGCCUCAGGAGGAUGCCUGUAUAUCCUGCCCCCAGGAUAUGAACUAGUCGGCUUGCAGUUUGGGGGCCCUGAUGCUACCUGAGCAGAAAGGCGCAUGAGUUACUUUUCUUGUUGCAGUGACAAAGUAUUAGACAAGAGCACCUUACAGAAGAAAGGGUUGUUUGUCUCACAGUUCCUGAUGAGGAACUGUGGUAGCAGGAGUGCUGGCUGCAUUCCAUCCACAGUGGGAGAGCAGAAAGGGAUGAAUGCCAGGGUUCUACCCACUUUCUCCUUUUAAUUCAUCUCGGGCCCCUAAGCCAUGGAAUGUUGCUGUUCACGUUUGGGGUCCGUUUUUUCUAAUCAAGUAAACCUUUCUGGAAACA